CCCCAGUCAUCUUGGGCUGCAGCUCGGAGCCCGGAUGCGCCGCCAUGCCGACUCUAUCAGCGAAUGGAAUAAUUUAUUCACCAACCUGCCUCACACUGGGCGACUAGGAGUUCACUGAAGAAGUCGACAAGACAGUUUGGAGGGCACAGGAGCCCUUUACUGCCGACAGACUUAGCACGGGAUAUCCGCGCCGUGUGUGCUCGCGUUGCCUGCCACCGUUGUAUCGAUGUAGUUAGGGACACUUGUGUGCUAGCUACUAGGCUAACGUUAGCUCGAGUAGGGGAGAGAGUGCGCGGCAGUGACAGUCCGGCCGGAGGCGGGGAGAGCUGAGAUCCAGAGGAAUUUCCAUGUCCGCAUCAGCUCUGGAAACCAGAAGAGAUGUCUGUUGAUGAGGAUACCGUGAAAACUGGCAGUCCACAGGCCAGCUCGACGUCGUCCCUGCAGCUCUCAGAAUGCACUGGAGGUUACAACACUAUAUCUGUGGUGGUGGAGGGUACAGCAGCCACCCCUGAUUUUGCAGCUGCGUGUCCUGUCCUGGGCACUGCAGCCUCACCAAAACACACCAGCACGGCCGACACGCUUUCUCACUCCGACGACGCCGGGCAGAGAGCCGGCGGGAACGAGAAUAACAUCAAUCGCAGGAACAGCUUUCAUCAUUCCAAACAACAGCAACAAACGAAACUAACAAAGCGGCGCAACACAGCGACCACUAGUUUCAAGCAUCCGACAUCCGGCAAGAGGAGACGAAGGGCCAACUCUGAGAGUGACUCCGUCCUGCCUACCAACUUCCUCCUGGGGGGGAACAUUUUUGACCCACUGAAUCUCAACAGCCUGCUGGAUGAGGAGGUCAACAAGGCACUGAAUGCAGAGACUCCCAAAUCCUCCCCGCUGCCAGCAAAGAGUCGAGACCCCGUAGAGAUCCUCAUCCCCAGAGACAUCACAGAUCCACUGAACCUGAACAGCGGGAUAGCAGACAGCAGCUUUUUGGUGUCCCCCUUCAAAAUUGGUGGCAGGAAGAGACACCGCAACAGACACCAUGGAGGUGGAGGAGGAGGAGGAGGAGGAGGAGGAGGAGGAGGAGGAGGAGGAGGGGUUGGUAGUGGGAUGUCAACCACACAGAUCAACCUCUCAGAAUCAGGAAAAAGUGAGGUUAAAACUGGCACCUCCACACCGCUUCCAGGUAUGUUAGCUUCAUCUUCUGCACUAGACGUCUCCAAAGAGUCCAACAUUUUCUCCAGUGUCACAGGGGAUUCCCAUGAGCACUCCACUGACAACUCAGCCAGCUGCAAGGAAGAGACGACAUCUGUAUCUAUGGAGGAUUCCACUUUCUCCAUAUCGGGGGGGCCAAACCAGCACACAAGCAGACGCAAGCGUAGGCGCAACUCUGGUAAGAUGGAGCUCCCUGUGACCCAUUCUACGCCGAUUGGAAAGUCGGGAUCUGGAGACAGGAGUUAUGGUACAGGGGGACAGAGAUAUUCUCAGUCCUUUCACACACCAAGGAUUGGACCCAAACCAGGGCCAGGAGGUCGCCAACACCAGCAGCCCCACCACCAGGCAAAGGAGCAACAGAAGAAGAAGUUCCAGUACGGGAACUACAACAAGUAUUAUGGCUACCGCAACCCAGGAGCCAGUGAAGACCCACGGGUACGUGUGCUUCGUCCAGAAUGGUUUGAAGGUAAAGAAGUUCUGGAUUUGGGUUGCAACUCAGGCCACCUAACACUCUAUAUUGCCAAAGUGCUAAGACCUGCCCGCAUAUUGGGCCUGGAUAUUGACAGCGCUCUGGUUCAUGCAGCCCGGAAGAACAUCAGACAUUAUCUGUCUGAACUGCAGACUCAAGAGGCCAGGCGUGCAGAGAGGAAUGGAAAUGGGAGUCACACAGGCACAGACAAGAAGCACAAUGAAGCCGAGAGCAGGGAUGAAAACGGGAGACCAGUGAAAGGAGAAAGUGGCCCUGUAGAGGCUGUAAAUGACAAUGACUCCUGUCACACAGAUGAGGCAGCGGCCCAGAGGCAGGACAGCAAAACAGAGGAAAUGGAGCAGGAAGAUUGUGAUUCACCCCCUGCUGAUCACUCUGUGAGCUGCUCUUUUCCUGUGUCCCUACGGAUCUCCAGGGGGCCCAUCGCUGCUCCUCCACUAACAGAAACAUCCACCACUCGGCCCGGGGAGUUCCCCGCAAACGUGUCCUUCAUCAAGGCCAAUUAUGUGCUGGACAACGAUAAUCUUCUUCUGACUCAGCGGCCAGAGUACGACGUGGUCAUGUGCCUGAGUGUUACCAAAUGGGUUCACCUGAACUGGGGAGACAGUGGCCUCAAGCGGCUCUUCAAGAGAGUCUACAGACAUCUCCGUCCUGGAGGCAUGUUCAUCCUGGAGCCACAGCCCUGGGAGUCCUAUGUGAGGAGGAAGAAGCUAACAGAUAAUAUUAGCAAGAAUUUUCACAGCAUCCGCCUCAAACCUGAGCAGUUUCCGUCGUACCUUACAACAGAGGUGGGCUUCACCAGUUUUGAGUACCUUGGGACCCCCAAGUGUUCAAUAAGAGGUUUUCAAAGGGCAGUGUACUUAUUUCACAAAUGACCGCUCCUGCCUUGAAGAUCUUUGAAUGUGAGUAGCCUAAAACCACCACCAUACGUACAAGCCAGCCAGCUGCCCUGGACUGCAAGGAAUCCUCUGAAUCCUUCACAGUUACUCCAGCUACUCAGAUGCUGAAGAUGAAAUUCGGAAAGGAGAACAGGACCAAAAGUGGAAUUAAUUUCAGAAAGGUGAAAUCUGUCGAGACUAGGCACCUAGCAAAAGUCUCUGGGACUACAAAUUCUUAAAAUAUGGAGUGAACUCAGAUAGGACUCUAAACAUCGCACAGGCUGUGGAAGAGGGGCUCAUCUGAUCAUUUCUGUUGACUAUCCUAGUGCUAAUGAUGCCUCAGUUUGAUGCACGGCCAUAACAUGUGUUUGAAUAUCUUGGGCCAUAUAUCUCUACUUUCAUAACUUUGUUCUGUGCCACCACAUCACCAUACAUACAUUAUACAUGUUAGGGUUGGGCGAUAGGGCAGACAUUUCCUAAUUGGCUACAAUCAUUGCUUUCCCUGGCGAUUGAUGGUGGAUUUACCACAUUAGCUCCAUGUGACCAACUGUGUGUGUUGCAUCUGCAAAGGUGCAGUAUACCACUGGAUUACAAAGCCAUUAUUAGAUCAUUCUGACAUGAUGUCUCCUGAAAAGCCACACUUGAGUGCAGGCAGUGUGUUUUAUCCCUGGCUACUCUUGUAGUGGUGCAAUAUUUGUAUCACUUUUGAAGUCUUGAAUCCUGGUCUAUAAAUGCACAUAUUUUGAUGAAUUUAAAGCAGCUAAAACAAAUUCCAUCAGGCUCAGAUUCAGUCUGUCACUAUUGCAUAAUUUGUCCCAUCUCCCAACCCUAAUAUAUAGUUUGUUUUGUCAUUGUUUUGCAAAAUAGGCCUAAGAGCUGAAUUAACUGUAGUGUGUUACAGAGCUGUGAAAAUGUACAAAUCCAUAUUUUGGAAAUGGACAAUUUAGAAAGCUCCUAAAUUGCACAAACACCUAAGAUCCUAUGAAGUGAAAAGUGUCUCGUCUCAGCAAUAAAGACGAUGAUGCACAAGCAGAACUCAAAACAGCCAAAACAACAAACAUCCAGUGAAAUAAUGAACGCUCAUCAAACAGCAAAUAUGUCUUUACGGUAUUGUCUCGUUUUUAGUAAUACUCCGUCAUUAUAACACAGAGACAGUAUUCAAGUUUAGCAGGUUUUCUACCACUGGAGUACUCUUACAAUGUGAAAAAUCAGGUGUCUACAUUUUCAAGAAAAGCAUUUUGGCUAUUAUGAAUGUAAACUUUCUACAAAUCUUCAGGCCUUUGUAAUUUAUUUGAGAGUUUGAAGUGUUUAGGAAGCAACAAAUCACUUCAUGGGUUCUUGAAGCAUUUUCGAUGCUCCAUCCUAUUGGUAGGGGGCACAUUUGAGCUGUGAUGACACCCUGGUGUUGGCUCAGCUCAAAAUAAUUCAGCACACAGACCACAAGGACUAUUUUGCAAGGUAGAUCUGUAGCAUGCAGUGAUCUAUUCUUUUUUUUCUAAUGACAGUUAAGCCAUAGCCCUACCUUAUAUGUUGUUUACAAUGUCCUUCAUGAGGUGCUGACUGAGAGUGUAAUUGGGUGUCAAAUCAAAGGCAGAGGCCUGUAAUUACAGAGUUGCUACAGCGUUUUCAUUGCUGUAUAAAUCUGACACGCAUAGUUUUGUGUGGUGUGAUCAUCACUACUGAACAGAUAUUAAUUCAAACAGCAUCAGAAUGAAUUGUGAUGCUUUUUUAGCUCCUCAACUUCUGUAAGCCUAAACAAAAAUUUACAUUUGUAGAAACCAAAUUGUUACUAAAAAUGACUGAAAUAUAUCCAUAGGACUUUUUACCAGAUUGAAAUACUAAUAUGCUGUUUGUAUUGAAACGCUGCCAAAAUAUUCUAUGGGUCUUUUGCUCUUUGAAUCUGACAUAAUAUGCCAUCAUCACCUUAGUCUUCGGCCUAAUGAGGACAAUUAUGAGUUACAGGUAGUCGGUCUUUGUGAUUGUAUUUUUAUUGGUGUGCACUGAGCGCCGCUCUUCUACAAUCUUUCAUUCGAAGUGGCGGGGAAAGAAAAUCUUCCCUUUUUUUGUGACUGGUUCAAUUACAGCAUUUGGCAUACUAGGAUAGGAAAAGAGGGAGAAGAUUGAUGAUAUAUGUUUAUAUUUUAGUAAGUGAUCAAUGUAAAUAAGUUUGCAAAUUUUCUUUUACUGUUGUCGACAUUGAGUUCACAACUGCUUUUGUCAUUUUUUUGUCUUUUCACAUGUUUGCUGCCAAGUUGUGAGUGAGUCACAGGCCAGGACACUGGGGCAGUUUUUGUCCUAUAUUGCUAAUCCAGCUCUGUAACAACAAAUGAAUAUGUACAUUGCAAAGUUCUGAUGUGUUUGCUUUGUUCUGUCCUGGCAAGCACAUGGAUUGUUAGAUUGGCUCUUUAUUUUUUUAUAAACUGUUUGAAAGGAGUGUUGUUGUCAAUGCACUCUCAUUUCAGUUCAUUUGACAUGUUGUAGACAUUUUAAAGUUCUUCAAAAUACUUUUUUCCAUUGAGCCUUUUUAAUACAAGUUGUGGAACACUGAUUAACUAAUUAUAAAAUAAAGCUUCAGUUUACAUUUUGAAUUGAAAGUGAAUUGGCAUCAACCUCAGUUGGCCCAUCAGACAUAGGGCCCCAAAUCACACCUUUCUCCUAAGCUAAGACAAUCGGAUUCUCAGGCUUAGAUCAGCCCACUGCUGUAAUUACACGGGCAUUUUGCUUUAUGCAUUAUUAACAAAGGUUUCCUUCUCGCAGGUCAAAUAUUUUUAUUUGAGAAAACAAAUUGUUUAAAGCUAAACUGUGCUUUGCCACCAAUGUUAAAGAUUGCACCUUACUGUCUCGGCAGCCGUUUUACCCCACUGGGCCUGAAUUGUGAGUCCAGAUAUCCAAGCUAAAGCAUGUCUUUGCUGGAGAUGUGAGAUUACAUGUUGUCAUAUACAGUGCUGUAGAAACUUUUUGUACUCCCCUUGAGGUUCUGCACAUAAGUGUGCGCUGUCGAAGUGAUGUUUCUUUUUAGGAAAUUAAAUUACACGAAAAAUAGGAUGUAAGAGAUAACACCCCUUGUUUGUACAAGGUUUAAUGACCGUGAGAAAUAUUACUAGUACUAUUUCAAAUUUAUGAUCUUUAUUGUAUUCAGGCAAAAUUUUAUGGAAUGGAAUGAAAUUUAAAGUGUGGGAUGGAUUUAAGUUAAGAAAGUAUAGAGUAUAGUUUUGAAUGUGAAAGCUUUAGGGUCCACAUUUUCAUGUUGCAAAGAAAACAAAAGUAAAUAUGACAACAUAAGCUGUAGCGAAAGCACACCCUAUUGUAUUUUGUAUUUUUUGGUAUGUAUUUUCAUGUUUUCUAUUUACAACAUGGAACACUGGGGGACCCUUUUCCAAGUAACAGGUUAGAUGAAUUACAGAAUCUGUUCUGGGUUUUAUUUAACAAUAUUAUGCAGAUAAUUGAGUAAUCCUGCUUUGUGCAACAGACCUGUCAAUGCCACAGAAAGUUAACUUCACAUUCAACACUAAGCUCACAUUUUCUACAUCUUAACUCUUCUUAUACACUAAAAGUCCAGACUAUACUAUUGUAACAGCAGAGUGAUUUUUUUUAAUGCUAACUAAUGUUUAAAACCUGCAGUUACAGUCCAGUUAUAAGAUUUGAGCAGCAUUAGCAAUAAAAUGCUGAUAAAAUAUUUCAGAGACACAAUAAAUCACUGACAAAACAACAGACAUACUUACCUUUGCAUAUCCACUUAUUUAUUAGAAGUGUUUCUAGUACAUAGUGUGUAGGGAAAUAGUAAAAAUUGGAUGUCUUAAACAAAUGUAGCACAACAAAUGCUCAAGCUCUAGGGGUGUAUAAUUUUCAAUGGCACUAAAAUUCACCUCUUCGUGUUGAAUUUGCACUGAUCUGACUCGGGGGGGAAUUAAACUAGUAAAUACAUUUUGCAGUUAAAGUUGAUGUUUUACAUGUACCAUACAUUUCCCUAAAAUAAGUUUUCUGGAAAAACUGUUGGAUUAAAAUGCCCCCAUCUGUCAGGGAAGCUUUUAAUUUUCAUGCCUCUGAACAACAAGAUAUAUCUGAAUGUUUCUUUGUGUUUAACAUUUUAAUUGAUUAAAAGUGGUUCCAGA
Dicentrarchus labrax (European seabass) is the source of this 6686-nucleotide messenger RNA. RefSeq names its product methylphosphate capping enzyme a (gene mepcea). Lineage: Eukaryota; Metazoa; Chordata; Actinopteri; Moronidae. The transcript has 5 exons. The record is from RefSeq and is a predicted model, not a curated record. Gene Ontology annotation, biological process: snRNA modification. Gene Ontology annotation, molecular function: O-methyltransferase activity; snRNA binding; RNA methyltransferase activity. Bases 379 to 2571 code for a protein of 730 amino acids.